ACCGUUACGAUAAGAACGCUAGCCGCACACAUCAUAUCGCGUUCCCAACGAAUGACCUAUCCAAACGUAGAAGAAUGUCCCACGUCAAUCCCAAUCAACACCUCCAGGAGCACGACAAUCCCACAUUUGACCUCAGCUGGGACUACGGAUACGACACGGAACUACGCGUUGCACCGCCAAACAACGUGACUCCGGUUGUACACUCAGGAGAAAACCGAAUCAUCACUGCACAGCCACAAAAUCGCGAUAACAAUCUGUCGACGAUCGUGCCCCAGACGCCCAUCAGAUCAGUGAACAGCCCAUUUCUGACACCAUUCAACCCACGUUCAGGCUUGGAUUUCCUUUAUGGACUGGGAUCGAUCUUUAUCGAGCAAACCUGUGAACUCAACGAUUUUCUAUCAGCGGUUUCCUCAGAAAACCGUUACACCAUCCGCGGUCCUACGAAUGAAGCGCUGUACGGCGUAUCGGAGAGUUCAGAACCAAGCGAUCGCUGCUGGGGCUCGUUGCGGCCGUUUCAAUUGUCCCUAGUCGACCGGAGCCAUCAGGAGGUGUUGCUGUUGAAGAAAAAUCUCGGCUGUGGAAUCUUCUGUUGCUUUUGCAAGAACCAAUUCCUGGAGAUUUGGGCUACACCGGGAAUUUUGGUCGGCUGUAUCCAGCAGGACUAUGGACUCGUAUCGAGAGAGAUCAUCUUGAUGAAUGAGGAUUUGAAUACGAUGUUCCGGAUACCGAUUCCGCUAGUGAAUGCCAUAAGGAUGCCGAAAGAGACGCACUUCCGCGUGAUGGAUCGUAAUCUGAGUACGCAGAAGGGAACAAUCACCAGGGCGUGGAAUGUGGGGAGUUCUGCGUAUACGAAUAAUAUCUACUUUAGCGAACCGGAGCUGGACGUCCGGUUGAAGACGUUGUUUGUUGGGGCGGCUUUUAUGUUGGAAUAUUUAUACUUUCAAUCGAAAUGCUGCUGAACACUCAGCAAUUCUUGACUGACGCGGAUAAUUUUGUAAACACUAAAGAUAUUUC
Messenger RNA from Ochlerotatus camptorhynchus, 1014 nucleotides. Its product is annotated as phospholipid scramblase 1. Gene Ontology annotation, cellular component: plasma membrane. The transcript has 5 exons. NCBI's taxonomy places the organism in Eukaryota, Metazoa, Arthropoda, Insecta, Diptera, Culicidae. The coding region runs from base 75 to 959 and encodes 294 amino acids. Gene Ontology annotation, molecular function: phospholipid scramblase activity. The record is from RefSeq and is a predicted model, not a curated record. Gene Ontology annotation, biological process: plasma membrane phospholipid scrambling.